AUUUCUUCAUCUUGGUUUGACUGUGCUGUACGCGUCGUUUGGUCACUAUGCGUCUUCUUUCUGCUGGGCUUUUGACUUGUGGUCUUCUGAGCCAGUCUGUCGUCGGACAACAAAUCUGGGAUGUGUGGCAGACUACGUGGGAUCGCACGAACCUCUUCACCAACGUUUCACCCUCAUCUGCCAUCAACUUCGUUACUCCCGGUACCACUGGUUCUGCCGAUAUCAUCGUUGAUGAUAGCACCGUCCACCAGACCGUCGAUGGCUUCGGCGCUACCUUGACGGACUCGUCUGCUGAGCUCUUGUAUAACCUCAAGGUCAACGCAGUAGACACGUAUUGGAGCAUUCUGGGCCAGCUAUUUGACCCGACCGACGGUGUAUUCGCAGCUGGGAUCACCACGCUUCGGGUUCCCAUAGGCGCCACCGAUUUCUCCGACGGACUCUGGAGCUACGAUCCCAGCAGUAGCACGGAUACCACCUUAGCUAGUUUCAGCGUCGCCAAUGCACCUUCAUAUUACUUCACCGUCCUGACCGAUAUCGCCAGCGUCAAUUCGUUAUUGAAGAUAAUGCUCUGCCCUUGGUCGCCUCCUGGCUGGAUGAAGGAGGGCACUAUGGACGGUGGAACGUUCAACACCGACUAUGCCUCCGUGUAUGCGAACUACCUCCUCAAGGUCCUGCAAGCAUUCAAGAGCAAAGGCUUCACUGUCUACUCCCUUUCUAUUCAGAACGAGCCACAGAACAAUAAUCCGACGUACCCUUCUGUGAGCAUGCCCGUCGCCACGAUGGCCGCGAUCGGGGAAGCUGUUCGUACGCUUAUGAACAGCAAUGGUUUUUCGAGUGUGAAACUCAUUGGCUACGAGCACAAUUGGGACAACGCAGCUACAUAUCCCGUCCAACUCAUGGAGGCCGCAGAAUCGAGCUUUGAUGGCGUCAGUUUCCAUUGCUAUGAAGGCACCUACGACCAGAUGGCCAGCUUCACCUCCGCCUAUCCCGACAAGGAGAUUUGGCAGACAGAGUGCACAGGGCAGAUCGGAACAGAUUGGUGGUCGAAUAUCAAGUGGUACAUGGAUGAGCUCUUCAUCGGCUCUCUGGAGUAUGGCGCCCGUUCAGCCAUGAUGUGGAACCUCGCUCUCGACUCCUCCGGCGGGCCCUUCUUAUCCGGUUCGAAUAGCUGUUCUUCAGCACCCUGUCAGGGCGUCGUGACGCUCAGCAGCACUGGAUAUACGCUUAACGAGGAGUUCUACUCCAUCGCACAAGCUACACGCGCUAUCAUCCCGAAAGAUGCAGGAGGACCAUGGGGUCAACGGAUAGGGGUAAGCGUCGCGAAUGGGUUGGAUUGGGCGUUGAGGGUUGGGGCGUACCAGACUGAGAGGUUAUCUUCGAGCGAUUGGAAUAAGUAUAGCUUGGUGGUGCUCAACUGGGACGAUUCGUCAUCGACUACGUUCAAUCCUGUCUCCGUCGCAGCGACGAUCGAGUUUCGUGGUAUGCAAGCCUCCUAUACCUUCCCCGUGGGCGUUACCACCCUCUGGUGGUAUGCAGCACCGACCACCACCUCCAAGCGAUCUUCGGCAGACGAAGACCUUCCCGAGAUUUUCGCAGAGAACAAUGGGACGAGGUUGAAUUCCGCUAAGUUCAGGCUCUGAACGAACGUGGGUUUCAGCACUUUGCCUUUUUUUAAAAUAAGUAUUCGGUAUUUACGUUGGGCUUUUGGUUUCACUCUUCCAUCUGGUUCUAUUUUCUGAGUCGUCGUAUUUUAUGAUAGAGUUGGCUGCCGGGUUGAAAUAUUUAUUUGUCUAUGUAUUGAGCCGGAGUUCUGGGAUGUCUUAUGUAGAAUGUAAAGU
This is a messenger RNA of Stereum hirsutum FP-91666 SS1, 1838 nucleotides long. Its product is annotated as glycoside hydrolase. Gene Ontology annotation, molecular function: glucosylceramidase activity. The coding region runs from base 48 to 1640 and encodes 530 amino acids. The transcript is spliced from 16 exons. Lineage: Eukaryota; Fungi; Basidiomycota; Agaricomycetes; Russulales; Stereaceae. Gene Ontology annotation, biological process: glucosylceramide catabolic process. The record is from RefSeq and is a predicted model, not a curated record.